Messenger RNA from Dufourea novaeangliae, 3145 nucleotides. RefSeq names its product bumetanide-sensitive sodium-(potassium)-chloride cotransporter (gene Ncc69). Gene Ontology annotation, molecular function: sodium:potassium:chloride symporter activity. Lineage: Eukaryota; Metazoa; Arthropoda; Insecta; Hymenoptera; Halictidae. The record is from RefSeq and is a predicted model, not a curated record. Gene Ontology annotation, cellular component: membrane. Bases 1 to 3144 code for a protein of 1047 amino acids. Gene Ontology annotation, biological process: cell volume homeostasis; sodium ion homeostasis; potassium ion homeostasis. The transcript is spliced from 17 exons.
AUGGCUCACGAAAACGGUAUAAACGGGGACACAGACUCCGAGUCGGUGGAAUUGAAUCCCUUAAGGAGGACGAGGUUUCACGUGAACCGUGUCGAUAGUCUCGAGGGUCGGGCAAGCCUUCUCGGCGAACAAGAGACGAAAAAGUCGCUGAGACACAUGACUAGGGAGGCUCUGCCCAGGUUGGACAAUUACAGGAACAUCAUGAGCAUCCAGGCGGCUCACAGGCCAUCCUUGGACGAGCUCCACAAUCCCACUCUGCUUAACAAGGGAUCAGGCUCCCACACGUUACCCAUAUCGCACGUGAAACCGUCGACUUCCGGUAUCAAGUUUGGAUGGAUCCAGGGUGUCCUAUUGAGAUGUCUCCUCAACAUUUGGGGUGUAAUGCUGUUUUUACGACUCUCAUGGGUCGUUGCACAAGCGGGUGUAGGACAAGCGAUUCUAUUGAUCUUCACAACGACAGCCGUGACCACUAUAACGUCGCUGUCAAUGUCAGCGAUCAGUACAAAUGGGCUCAUUAAAGGAGGUGGCACGUAUUACAUGAUUUCCAGAUCAUUGGGCCCGGAAUUCGGAGGAUCUAUAGGGCUGAUAUUUUCUCUGGCGAACGCGGUCGCCUGUGCCAUGUAUGUUGUCGGGUUUUGCGAGAGCAUGGUCGAUUGUCUCAAAGCGAAUGGAAUCUGCAUCGUCGAUUGCGAUAACACCGAUAUUAGAAUAAUAGGCUGCAUCACGAUCGUUCUGCUUCUGGUGAUCGUGAUGGUCGGUCUAGAAUGGGAGGCAAAGGCCCAAAUCGGUUUGCUCGUUAUUCUUCUGGUGGCUAUCGCUGAUUUUGCGAUUGGCACUUUUGUUGGCCCUAAGGACGAUCUGGAGAAAGCUAAAGGAUUCGUAGGAUAUAAUGGUGAUCUGUUCAGGGAGAAUUUUUAUUCGGACUAUAGAUACUACGAAGGGGUGGAACAUAAUUUUUUUUCAGUUUUGGCUAUCUUUUUCCCAGCGGCAACAGGUAUCCUGGCAGGUGCGAAUAUAUCCGGUGAUUUGAAGGACCCACAAACGGCAAUUCCCAAGGGAACACUUUUGGCAAUACUUUUAACAACGAUUUCCUAUUUCGUUAUGGCUUUCAUGGUAGGCGGUACAGUCAUGCGGGACGCAUCUGGCGAUGUUAACGAUCUAUGGAACGUGUUCAAUGGUUCGUACGCUGCUAUAGCGACAUUCAACUCGAGCAAUGAAACAGUCGAGAGUACGACUGUUGCAGAUUCGAACGAGAUCGUUUGGAGCAUGUAUGGUACAAAAUUUAAUUGUACAGGGAAUUGUUCUUAUGGCGGCCAUAAUAAUUUUCAGGUGAUCGAAUUGGUCUCUGUGUUCGGUCCAAUUAUUUAUGCUGGAUGUUUCGCGGCUACGUUAUCAAGUGCCUUGGCAUCGUUGGUUUCCGCCCCGAAAGUGUUUCAGGCACUCUGUCUUGAUAAAUUGUAUCCUGGAAUAGCGUGGUUCAGCGGUGAAAAGGAUAGGGAACCGAUUCGUGGAUAUUUCCUCACAUUCAUCAUUGCUGUUGGUUUCAUCUUGAUCGGUGAAUUAAACGCUAUAGCUCCUUUGAUCUCAAAUUUCUUUUUGGCUGCCUACACUCUAAUCAACUUCAGUACAUUCCAUGCUUCGCUAGCUAAGCCAAUUGGUUGGCGACCAACGUUUAAGUAUUAUAAUAUGUGGCUAAGUCUUGCCGGUGCUAUUCUUUGCGUCUCUGUGAUGUUCCUGAUCUCGUGGUGGACGGCUUUAAUUACUUUAUCUGUGGUUUUAGCCCUUUACUUAGUAGUCUCCUACAGAAAACCAGAUGUAAAUUGGGGUUCGACCACGCAAGCCCAAACGUACAAUAAUGCCUUAACGGCUGUACAACAAUUAGACAGAGUCGAAGAACACGUUAAAAACUACAGACCUCAGCUUCUGGUACUCACCGGUAUGCCGAGCGCCAGAUCGUCGCUCGUUGACUUUGCGCAUCACAUUACCAAAAACAACAGUUUAUUAAUUUGCGGUCACGUCAUCGAGACACCGAUAUCGUAUAAAACACGGAAUUCCAUGAUCGCGAAAUGUACUUCUUGGUUUCGAGCAAAUAAGAUUAAAGCAUUUUAUUCGUUGGUGGACGGUGCAAGCUUUCAAGAUGGUGCCACCUCCCUUUUACAAGCCGCUGGCCUAGGAAAAAUGAGACCCAACAUAUUGUUAAUGGGAUACAAACAGGACUGGGCAACGUGCCCACAGCAAAAUUUAAAUGCGUACUUUAACGUGAUGCAUAAAGCAUUGGACAUGCACACAGCGCUUGCGCUGCUUCGAAUAAGCGAAGGUUUAGAUCACGGUAUCGCCAUAGGAGACGUUGAAGAACAGAAAAAGAAUCUGCCAUCUUCGAUACCAGGAAAUCAAAGUUUUUCACAACUCAGCCAAGCCAGUAGCACAUCAGAUAUUUCGAUACCCGGCAGUCCGGCACCAAGACGAUCAAAAACGAUCAACGAAUAUCCUAAUCCUAGCGCGGAAGAUCAACGUGAAAAUCGACAGAAUAUCAUACCAAUCGCGAAAGAUAUACUUAAUGCCGUGACGAAGUUUCAGCGUAAACAAAAAAAGGGCACCAUAGACGUAUGGUGGUUAUACGACGACGGUGGCUUGACUCUUCUGCUACCAUACAUUAUUAGCACGAGGCGUAAUUGGUCUAACAGUAAACUCCGGGUUUUCGCACUUGCUAAUAAAUAUUCUGAAUUAGAGUACGAACAAAGAAACAUGGCAAGUCUUCUAUCGAAAUUCCGGAUAGACUACUCUGCUUUGAAAGUUAUACCAGACAUCUCGAAACCAGCACAAGAUAAUACGAAAAGUUUCUUUAAGUCGUUAAUAGCGAAUUUCCUGCAAACGGGUGACCCUAAAACAACGGACGAUGACGUUAUUAAAGAUUCCGAACUACUUGCCAUGAAAGAAAAAACGAACAGGCAUUUGCGUUUAAGGGAAUUGUUACUCGAGAAUUCUAUGGAAGCUAAUUUAGUUGUUAUGACAUUACCAAUGCCUCGAAAAGGUGCUGUAUCAGCACCUCUCUACAUGGCUUGGCUGGAGACUUUAACGCGCGAUAUGCCACCAUUUUUACUUGUUCGAGGGAAUCAUACGUCUGUUUUAACCUUUUAUUCUUAAU